This is a messenger RNA of Chanos chanos (milkfish), 2197 nucleotides long. RefSeq names its product nuclear prelamin A recognition factor-like (gene ciao3). Lineage: Eukaryota; Metazoa; Chordata; Actinopteri; Gonorynchiformes; Chanidae. The transcript is spliced from 11 exons. The record is from RefSeq and is a predicted model, not a curated record. Bases 2 to 1435 code for a protein of 477 amino acids.
CAUGGCUUCGCAUUUCAGCGGGGUGUUGCAGUUGACUGACCUGGAUGAUUUUAUAACUCCGUCUCAGGAAUGUGUGAAACCAGUGAAAGUGGAGAAGAAACAGGGGAGGUCCGUGGCCAAAAUACAAAUAGAAGAUGACGGAAGUUACUUUCAGGUUAAUCAGGAUGGACGCAUGCAGAAGCUGGAGAAGGCAAAGAUAACUCUGAAUGACUGCCUGGCCUGCAGUGGCUGCAUCACCUCUGCUGAAAGCGUCCUUAUCACACAGCAAAGCCAUGAGGAGCUCUACAGAGUGCUUCAUCACAACAAGCAGAGCAGCAGCGCUGAGCAGAAGGUGGUAGUGGUGUCUGUGUCCCCACAGUCCAGAGCCUCUCUGGCUGCACGCUUUGGUCUGAGUUCUAGUGAGACUGGCAGGAGACUCACAUCCUUCUUCAAAAACCUUGGUGUUCAUCAUGUGUUUGACACCAGCUUCAGUCGAACCUUCAGCCUGCUGGAAAGCCAGAGGGAAUUUAUAGAACGAUUCAGUCGGAAAGAAGAAGACAAAAAGGCUUUGCCAAUGCUGGCAUCUGCCUGCCCAGGUUGGAUCUGCUAUGCUGAAAAGACACACGGUGACUUCAUCCUUCCCUACAUUAGUACCACCCGCUCACCACAGCAGAUGAUGGGCUCCUUAGUGAAGGGCUACUUUGCCAGUCAGGAGGGUCUGCCGCCUCAGAGGAUCUAUCACGUGACUGUGAUGCCAUGCUAUGAUAAGAAGCUAGAGGCUUCAAGGUCGGAUUUUUAUCUCACGGAGGCUGAAACUAGGGAGGUUGAUUGUGUUAUCACCUCAGGAGAAGUUCUUAAGAUGUUGGAGGAGGAAGGUGUGUCUCUGAGGGACGUAGAUCCAGCACCUUUAGACAAAAUGUUCAGCAGUGUGUGUGGAGAUGAAUUGCUAGGUCAUGCAGGAAGUGGCUCUGGAGGCUAUCUGCACCAUGUCUACAAACACGCAGCCAAACAGCUCUUUGGAGUUGAGGUGGAGGAAAUCACCUACAAAACACUCAAGAAUAAGGACUUCCAGGAGGUUACCUUAGAGAAGGACGGUACUGUUCUGCUCCGUUUUGCUGCCACGUAUGGCUUCCGUAACAUCCAGAACCUGGUGCAGAAGCUGAAGAGGGGCAAAUCUCCCUACCACUUUGUUGAAGUGAUGGCAUGCCCAUCAGGAUGUCUUAAUGGUGGAGGGCAGCUGAAGCCAUUGCCUGAUCAGUCCAAUAAAGAAUUACUGCAGCAGGUGGAGGAGCUUUACAGGGAGGAGCGUUUGUCGGUACCUGAGGACGACACACGGGUGGCUGAGCUGUACCACACCUGGUUAGAGAGUGUGGGAGAGGAGCGUGCUCGAGAGCUCCUGCACACGCAAUACCACGCCGUGGAGAAGAUGACCAACGGACUCACCAUUAAGUGGUGAAGAGAGAGUAGCCGGGCAGGCUCCUGUCCUUAUCAAAUGCACUAGCAGUCAGACUUGAAUGUGUAUCAUGUGAGAGAGAGAGAAGUGUUGGGGCAUCCACAGUUUCAUAUCCAGGCUUCUGUACUUGAAUUAUUAUAAGCGCACAACAUGUAUAUGACACCUGACAUACUGCACGUCAUACUCAACUUAGCACUGGAGCUGUGCUGCUUCAAUAAGAUAUAGUGCCAAGUACCACAGAGAACUUCCUUAUGUCAAUGGCCUUAUGCAAUCUAUUUUGGGUUUAGGGUUCUCAUUUACAACCUAUAAUUACUUUUAUUUGAAGAUAUCCCUGUUUGGGAUUUGGAUUUAACAUGCAUUUUUAUUCCUGUUACCAUAAAGAAACUCGCGAAGAAGAAAAAUAAGAAUAAGAAACAUAUUCUGCAAAUAAAGGAGUUAUUUGCAGAACCACUGAUUCUUUUUUUUUUGACAGAGAUGAUCCAUAUCUCCAGAGCCAUGAUUAAUGCAGGUUUAAACUUCUUCGAUUAAGAAUCACAGGCAUAAUUUAUUAGGUGAAGCUAAGAAUAUGUGUAUUACAUAAUAAUUUCGUGCAAAUAGAUUGUUAAUUUUCAGCACCCUGUAUUUAUUUAGUGGAACCAGUUGUGUGUUACUCUGUGGUAUAUACCUGGAGAAAAAGUGAAUUCUGUAUUCUGUACCACAUAUUCACCUUGUGAUAACACAUACAAGUAAAUACAUUUAUGUAUACAAAUGUGUAUGUAAUCAUUC